Molecule: messenger RNA, 1344 nt
Organism: Heterostelium album PN500
Lineage: Eukaryota; Evosea; Eumycetozoa; Acytosteliales; Acytosteliaceae
Product: periplasmic binding protein
Exons: 2
Coding region: 1-1344 (447 amino acids)
Source: RefSeq, a predicted model, not a curated record
AUGUACAAGUAUAUCUUGGUAUCAACUCUAUUACUUUUAACCAUCCAAUACUCAUUGGGUGCUUCAAACCUCAAGGGAUGUAUCCCAGAGGAUCAAUACAAUCCACAAACUGAUUAUUUCCCAGAUAAAGCUCAAGUUUUAAAUUCAACUUUAUUCAAUGUAACAUAUUCAAAGUCAUACAAGGUAAUUACCACUGUCAGCAAUAAUAUGCAAUAUGUUCUCUAUCAGUGUGGUACACCAAAGCCAGAUGCUGCACAGUUUCCAAAUACCACCAAGUUCUUCUCUGUUCCAGUGAAUAGCAGUGCUGUCACCGGUACUACCCCACUCUCAUACUUCUUAUUGAUGGCAAUUACCAAUAAGAUGACAUACACCGGUUCAGCCAAGUUGAUCGCCGCACCAUGCAUCCUCCAAGGCAUCGAAGACGGUGAAAUCAAGGAGUUGUCAAGCAACGCCACCAUCAAAGCACAACAGCUCGCCUCGGUAGACGUCGUCUUCCAAGGUAGCUUCGACAAGUCCACCAACAACUCUGUUGCCUCCUACGAAACUCAAGAUCCAGGACCCUUGCACCGUACCGGUUGGGUCAACUUCUUCGGUAUGUUCUUCAAUGCUGAGGCCGAUGCCAACCGUGUCUUCUCAGAGAUCUCCUCGAACUACCACUGCUUCGCCAACACCUCGCAAUCCACAUUGAGACAACGUCAAAUCAAAACCAAGUCUGUUGCCUGGACCACUUACAACGCACCAUCGAGCUACAAUCAAAACACUGCAUCUUGGUCUAUUUCCAACGCCGCCUACAAGUCAAAGUUGAGCACUGAUGCCGGUGCCAACUUCCUCAAUCUCGCCAACUCCACCACCGACGUCACCGUUUUCCACGAGUUGAUCAAGGAUGUCGAUGUCAUCAUCGACGAAACCUAUCAAUUGAACUCAUUCGAUGAUUUCCUCAUGGCCUACCAGAUCAACACCACCGAGAUGCAAGCGAAAUUCAAGUUUGUAGCCAACAAGGUUGUCUUCCGUCAAGACGGUUUGGAGAAUAUUUACGAUGGUCGUGAUUGGUUCCAAUCUGCCGUUGCCUUCAACGAUGCCGUACUCCAAGACGUCAUCCGUGCAGUCUACCCAGAGGUAUUGCCAAAGAGCACUCUUCCAUUGUGGUUGCGUAACAUCGCCACCAACGAACCAACUCUCAGAAUGACAGCGGACAACUGCACAACCGAAGUACGUCCACAGAUCUACGAAGACAGAGUACUCGAGUGUUCAACCAUGUUCGACGACAGCAGCAAUUCCGCUUUCACCUUACUCCCAGCCAUCUUUACCAUCAUCAUUUCCGUAGCAAUCACUUUCUUCUUUUAA